Molecule: messenger RNA, 1023 nt
Organism: Drosophila melanogaster (fruit fly)
Lineage: Eukaryota; Metazoa; Arthropoda; Insecta; Diptera; Drosophilidae
Exons: 1
Coding region: 1-1023 (340 amino acids)
Source: RefSeq, marked reviewed
AUGAAGCUGCUUGGAGGUUUUAUAACCUGGGUCUGUCUGGCCGCAGCAGGACCCAAUUGGUAUACUACGUUUGCACUUGGCUUUCAAGUCCAAGUGCGAAUUCCAAUAUGGGAUGUUGCAGGACUCGUAAGAAAAUUCGCAGGUUUCACCACGGGCCAUGUCAGUACUCCGAAAAAGAAAAUUCGUCCUGUUCCUGAAGAAUACUGGCCACCGUUAUUUGGAUACUACGAUCCGUUGGCUUAUCCACCCCCACCUUAUUACCCAUACCCACCUUAUGUGCCACCAACACAUCCACCUACUUAUCCACCCACACUUCCCCCGACUAGUCCACCAACGAAGCCAUCAACAAAUCCUCCAACAAUUCCUUCAACAAUUCCUCCAACAAUUCCUCCAACAAUUACUCCAACAAUUCCUCCAACUAAGCCACCAACAAAGCCACCGACGGAGCCACCGACAGAACCACCAACAGAACCUCCAACAGAACCACCAACAGAACCACCAACAGAACCUCCAACAGAACUACCAACAGAACCACCGACAAACCCACCAACAAAGCCAACCACGGAGGCAACAACUGAGACCACUACGGUGGUAACAACAGAUGCAACUACGGUGGUAACAACAGAUGCAACUACGGUGGUAACAACAGAUGCAACUACGGAGGCGACAACAGACGCAACAACGGAGGCGACAACAGACGCAACUACGGACGGAACAACAGAGGCAACAACAGCCAGUGACCUAUGCGUAUUGUAUCCUCAUCUUCCAAAAUGUCAAAUAGUCAAAUCAGUACACUUAGUAAACAAUAAGUACAGUAACGUGUUAUAUCCGGAAAAGAAGCUAUCGGUUGAGACCAUGCCUCACUCGGUCACCUCUCUGUGUUUCUACUAUCCGUGCCUGUGUAUGAAGCCCGAAGAAGCUCAAUUCGUAAGAUUGUCGGAUGAAAAUGGAAGACCCUUGCUCUUAAUAAGUCCAGUAGAGGAAAAACCACCAACAAAUAAACUGGAAAAAAACAAGCAAUAA